AUGGAUCCCAGGGAUGGGCCCUUCGGUGACGAUGACCACAACGGGCAUCCCCGCCAGCGUUGGACAUUCCAGCCCACCAAUGGCCAGAAUGACCAUAACAGGCAGCCUGAGCCCUCCUGUCCUCGAGUCCGGGGCUUUCCUCUCCUGCAGGAUCCCCCCUGGGCCUUGGAGAGUUUCAUUUCGUCUGUCAAGAUCAAGAAAAAUAAGGACAAUGUGAAGUUUAAAGUUCGAUGUAGCAGAUACCUUUACACCCUGGUCAUCACGGACAAAGAGAAGGCAGAGAAACUGAAGCAGUCCCUGCCCCCUGGUUUGGCAGUGAAGGAACUGAAAUGAACCAGACACACUGAUUUGAAGUGUAUUAAAAUACUAAAAAUCCUAA
Mandrillus leucophaeus (drill) is the source of this 379-nucleotide messenger RNA. It is a transcript of the gene RPL38, whose product is annotated as ribosomal protein L38. The record is from RefSeq and is a predicted model, not a curated record. Lineage: Eukaryota; Metazoa; Chordata; Mammalia; Primates; Cercopithecidae. Gene Ontology annotation, molecular function: structural constituent of ribosome. Gene Ontology annotation, cellular component: cytosolic large ribosomal subunit; ribosome. Gene Ontology annotation, biological process: protein-RNA complex assembly; translation. The transcript has 4 exons. Bases 1 to 333 code for a protein of 110 amino acids.